AUGGGAUUCAUACUGCCAUCCGCUGUGAAAGGGUGUGUACAUUUUUUGUUUUGGACGCAGCUCUGGAGGCCGCGCCAGAGAGGAUCUGCGUGGAAGCCCUUCUUCUCCCACUCGCGGCUUCAGACCCGACCCACUCGCGAGGGAUUGGCGUGGGGGGCGGCUCGGGAAGAAUUGCCUUGGACGCCCCACACACACGCCCAGCCCGGGGGGCGGUGUCCUCGUGGGAAGGCGCAACACGAUUCCUCGUGGGCCGCCCAGCCGAAGGCGAGAAGAAGCAAGACACGGUCGCGAGUGGAUCGCUUUUUCCUUGCUCCAGAGAAGAGGCCCAGCAGGAGAUCAUCCAGAAGGACAGAAAUGGACCUGUGGAUCCUUCUUCCUCUCUGUGGGAUCUUGAUAGGCUCUACAGUUGCAGAACCUCCGCCACCCAAAGACGUGCCCCACGAUCCCUUCCAUUAUGAUUAUAAAUCGUUAAGAAUUGGGGGCCUGGUUUUUGCAGUUGUGCUGUUCCUGCUUGGCAUUCUCAUAAUUCUCAGUCGGCGUUGUCGUUGCAAGUUCAACCAGCAACAAAGGACGGGUGAACCUGAUGAAGAAGAGGGGACCCUACGCAGUUCAAUCCGACGUUUAUCCACCAGGAUGAGGUAGAAGACACCUGAGAUGGUUACUCCCAGCAUACUCUUCCCUGGAUCCAGAGUGUUGCCUUCCUUGCACCGCGUUGCACAACCUUAUCACCCUUCUCUCCCCGCAAUGCCUCCGUCUUUUCUACCAAACCCAGCAAAUUCCAGGCCUGAUGCCUCCAUCUUGAUCUUAGCCCAUUAGUUUUCCCUCCCUGUCCCUGUGGCUUAAACUUCUGCCCCAAUGCUGUUUUCUUUCAAGGGGAGAGAGGUUGUGAAGCAUGAUACUAGUGUUAGUCAGUGGGCAGAGCUCAAGAAAGUUACUUGCCAGAAUCCUUCAGCAGGAAGACUGUGGGUGUUAUAGUCCAAACAGGGACCCUUUCCGUGUUAAAAUCUGCAUUGUCAUACUGUUGUUAAGCUCAACAGUGUGAUGGGCAAGCACUCUCCAUACCUAUAUAAGAUCUGUAGGCGAGCCACCAACCAACUGUCCUAUCUUAAGGUACCGUAUAUACUCUAGUAUAAGCCAACCCGAAUAUAAACCAAGGAACCUAAUUUUAUCACAAAAACUGGGAUAAUUUAUUGACUCGAGUAUAAGCCGAGGGUGGGAAAUGCAGCAGUUAUGGGUAAAUUUCAAAAUAAAAAUAGAUACCAAUAAAAUUUCAUUAAUCAAGGCAUCAGUAAGUUGAAUGUUUUUGAAUAUUUACCGUAUUUCAAAGAAAAGCAAUAAACUAGCUCUAUAAGUGGAAAAGUAGGGGCAACAAAAACAAUAUGGUAUCAACAAUAACCUAAUAAUAAUAAUAAUAAUAAUAAUAAUAAUAAUAAUAAUAAUAAUAAUAAAAAUUUCAUUUGGAUCCCACCCUAUCUCCCCAUGGGGACUCAGGCCGGCUUCCAACAUAGUAACAGGCAAACAUUCAAUCUAGCUAUGUAUAAAAGAGUGAUGGAAUUCUGGCACCGAGCAAAACAACAAAACUAAACACCCCCCAACCUCGAAAUUUUACAACACAAUCCAUCAUCCACGCCUUGAGGUUGAAACCACAAAAUAUCACGUCACGAACCUCCAAAAAUGACUAAAACCCCCCAAAAAUCGGAGCUAUUCAGUGAAAUUCCAAUGGGCCACAGCAACGCGUGGCAGGGCACAGCUAGUGCUUAUAUAAACAAUGCAAAGCUAGAUAUAGAUCUAUAAUUAUAGACACUAAUUUCACAUAUGCAUUUCCCUCUGAAACGUUUGCAAAUCCCCUCUGUGUGCGCAUUUCCCCUACAAUAUUUGCAAGCAUAUAUAUAUAUAUAUAUAUAUAUAUAUAUAUAUAUAUAUAUAUAAAUUCAUAUCUAUCUAGAUAUGUCUAUAUAUAUUUGUGUGUUCAUUUCCCCCCUGUAAUAUUUCCAAGACCAAUAUAUAGGUAGGUAAGAAUAUAUCUAUCCAGACAUCUCUCUUUAUAUAGAUAUUUGCAGAGACUUGCAAACAUAUGAGGGGAAAUUCAUAUAUAAAAUUAAUGUAUAUAGAUAGAUACACAUAUAAAGGUACAUAGAGAUUGCAAAAGCUUGCAAAGGGUUAAUGCCUAUAUAUCUGUAACAAAUAUUUAAGGGGAAAAUGCUUUCAUAAGAUUAAUGAAUAUAUAUUUUUCUUCUUCCUGACUUGCAAGGGUGUCUCUCUUUUCAAAAUAUUCCCUUGAUUAAGAGCGAGGGAGGCUUUGCAAAAGAAAACACACUGAUAAGGGAGGAGAAGAGAGAAAUAGAUCACAUAUUGCAAGCAAUAGCCUGCAGGCUCCGUUGCUGGCCUUGACCCGAUUAUAAGCCGGGGGAGGCUUUUUCAGGUCAUAAAUAAGGGCUGAAAACCUCAGCUUAUCUUUGAGUAUAUACGGUAUUGCUCUUUUGAUGUACGCCUCAUCCUAGAUCAGUGAUUCUCAACAUGUGGGUCCUCAGGUGUUUCUGCCUACAACUUCCAGAAAUCUCAGCCAGUUUACCAGCUGUUAGGAUUUCUGGGAGUUGAAGGCCAAAACAUCUGGGGACCCACAGGUUGAGAACCACUGUCCUAGAUGGAGGACCAAAAACAGCUACCAGAGACACAAAGUCAGUUGUUAAUUUAAUUGACUGCUAGCAUGCAGUGUCAGUUUGAGGACUAACAGACAAUUUGUGUUGUGCCCAGAUUGAGAAACAGUUGGCACUACCCAGAUGCACAUUGCAAUGCAGAUGGGAGCACAAUUCACCAAUGAAUAUGGAACACCACUUCUUUGUUGUGGGUCUUCAGUAUUAUGGCAUAGAAGUCCUUUUCUCUCUCUCCAAGGCAAAGAGGGCCAACUGUAAUUUCAACUAAGCAACAGUGACAUGACUUCAUCUGGGCUACCAAAGCAUGAAUAAAAGAGCAAAUUUGGUGAGCAGAUGACAGCAAGCUAUUUCUUUAAAGUGAUGAUAAAUAAUGCAGUCCUAACUCACCAGCUCUGAUUUUGCAAUUCCCCCGGGCCUGAUUGUUGUCAGAGUUACAGCAAGAAGUGAUCAUCUUGUACUUUGCUGCCGUCUCCGAUUCCAGCUUUGCCAAAUGCACACAUACAAAAUGGCAAAUGUGAAAUUUUUCCCUAGCAUUGUUAUUACAGUAGAGUCUCACUUAUCCAACACUCACUUAUCCAACGUUCUGGAUUAUCCAACGCAUUUUUGUAGCCAAUGUUUUCAAUACAUCGUGAUAUUUUGGUGCUAAAUUCGUAAAUACAGUAAUUACUACAUAGCAUUACUGUGUAUUGAACCUAAUUUGAUGUUUAAUAGGCUUUUCCUUAAUCCCAUCUUAUUAUCCAACAUAUUCACUUAUCCAACGUUCUGCUGGCCCGUUUAUGUUAGAUAAAUGAGACUCUACUCUAUUACAAUUUUCAGCCAGAGUGGCCUUCUGCAUCACCAUACUACACAUCACAGGAUUUGAUUUUCCAAAUCUAGCACAUGACCAUUGAAUUGAACUCAAAAUGCUAUUAUUGUGUGGUAUGCAGUUUAGAGGACCCUAAGUGUAAGUUUUUAGAUUGGCCUUUGCUUCUGGUGUCCUCCAAAGGUGCUACUUCCUUAAUAAUAAUAAUAAUAAUAAUAAUAAUAAUAAUAAUAAUAAUAAUAAUAAUAAUAACUUUAUUUUUAUACCCCGCCCCAUCUCCCCGAAGGGACUCGGGGCGGCUCACAUGGGGCCUAACCCGAUAAGACAAUCAAUAUCAAUAGCACGACUAUAAAACAAUUAUACCAGUAAAACAUUAGAUAUAUAGUCCCAUAUCUGGAAGAGAUAUAGUCCCAUAUCUGGAAAAUAAGAUAGAGAUAUAGUCCCAUAUCUGGAAAUUUUUCAAAUGUCAAUCCAUACCUUUGUUCUGAAAUAAAGAAGAGAAAUGAGUGAUAGCUUGAAGGGCAAAAAAGAUGCAAUUGUAGCUUUGUCCCAUCUUUCCUGCCCAUUUUUAAUCAUUGUCAGUAGAGAGUGUAACAUGCUUUUUUAUUUGUUUGUUUGUUUGUUUAGAUCAAGGGUGCACACCUCCAAGUCCUCUAGAUAUUGUUGGGCUGCCAAUCUCAUCAGUUCUAGCCAAUGUUGAGGUGAGAUGGGAGCUACAGUCCAGCAAUAUCUGGACAUAUGUGCUGCCAACUUUGGCCUCCACCUUUGGUUGUAGUAUUGCUGGCAAAUGCGAUGCAGAUUUGUUCUAAAUUCCACGCUAAAUCCCCAUUGAAGUGAGAAUGUCUUGGAGCACAAGAGUGGAGCAAUUCUCUAGUUCUCUUCUUUGCCUUGAGUAUUGAAUGGUAAAAUAACAAGCAUUGUUCAUAGUGUUGUCAAAGGCUUUCAUGGAUAGAAUGACUGGGUUGCUGUGAGUUUUCCAGACUGUAUGGUCAUAUUCCAGAAGCAUUCUCUCCUGACAUUUCACCCACAGUUAUGGCAGGCAUCCUCAGAGGUUGUGAGAUCUGUUGGAAACUUGGCAAGUAAGGUUUAUAUAUCUGUGGAAUGUCUAGGGUGGGAGAAAGAAGUCUUGUCAGAGUGUGAAUGUUGCAAUUGGCCAACUUGAUUAGCAUUGAAUGGCCUUGCAGCUUCAAAGCCUGUAUGCUUCCUGCCUGAGGGAAUCCUUUGUUGGGAGGUGUUAGCAAGCCAUUCAGUGGUAAUCAAGGUGGCCAACUGCAAAAUUCACACUUGCCUCAAUCAGACUUCUUUCUCCCACUGUGGACAUUCCACAGAUAUAUUAAUUAGUUUGCAACAGACCUCACAACCUCUGAGAAUGUCUGCCCUAGAUGUGGGUGAAACGUCAGGAGAGAAUGCUUCUGGAACAUGGCCAUACAGUCCAGAAAUCUCACAGCAACCUUUUGUUGACAGUAAUGCAAAAUCCUUUUUCCCUGCUUGUGCUUCAAAAACAUGCAUAACAAUUUCACCAGAGAUGGAACUGGGAUGAAAGGAAUUGGCACGUUCAUCAUGAGAGACAAUUCACCUGUCCUAUCUCCAUCAUCUAGCUGCUCCACAUACCUCUCUCUUUACAUACUUAUAUUUUGUACAAAAACUCUGUAUACCAGUGCGGACAAGCCGAAUAUGCUCAGUUUGGGUUCUCCCCAGCAGAUGGCAAUACUUAACAUUUGCCCAUUUAAAUUUAGUAAAACUGUGCAGCAGUCACACAGCUGUGAAGACCUACACAAUCCAGCAUCUUAUAGUCUUACAGUGUUGUCCUUACUGCUAUCUAGAAGGGCCUUAAUCUCAUGCCUUUGCUGCUCCCCUUGUAUGUUUUUGACCCUUGUGAGCCUGACAAGUGCCUCUUAUCAUAUUACAAUGUACAUAGAUGGAGUUAUAUAAAUAAAAAUGCUACUUUCUCCAGUCAUUAA
Anolis carolinensis (green anole) is the source of this 5417-nucleotide messenger RNA. It is a transcript of the gene fxyd1, whose product is annotated as FXYD domain containing ion transport regulator 1. Gene Ontology annotation, molecular function: sodium channel regulator activity. The record is from RefSeq and is a predicted model, not a curated record. Gene Ontology annotation, biological process: monoatomic ion transport; regulation of sodium ion transmembrane transporter activity. Gene Ontology annotation, cellular component: membrane. The transcript has 10 exons. The coding region runs from base 1 to 642 and encodes 213 amino acids. NCBI's taxonomy places the organism in Eukaryota, Metazoa, Chordata, Lepidosauria, Squamata, Anolidae.